ACAACACCCUUUGUCUCCACUUUGAUAAGGAAGUUUCGAAAAAUCCCAACCCAAUACAAGAUGAAGUACCUUUUCGUGGUUGCCCUUAUUGCCCUGGCCAUCCAGGUGGCUUCCUCUGCCAGUACCACUACAACAACUGAUGCCACCACCACAACAACAACCACCACUGCAGCAUCGACCACAACAACAACAACGGCCGCUUCCACUCACAAAAAGCUUUGUUGGAGGGGCAACAACUGGUGCCACACUCGCAUUCCCAAGCGGAAGUGCAAGAACCCAAAGAGAUGCCACAAGACCAUCGUGAUUGUGACCCACAGAAAGAACUAAGGGCUUAAGAUCAACAAGUUUGAAGAAAAUAAAACAUUUAACAGUUACUAGUUACGUACUACUUCAAUAACCAAAGUAACUUUCCGAUUAUAGUCACAUAAACUUAAUGAUUUUGACUAUAUAUCUUUUAAUUUGGUUACUUGCGAUACUCACAUACAAAGCC
Messenger RNA from Drosophila melanogaster (fruit fly), 490 nucleotides. RefSeq lists its product as uncharacterized. The transcript has a single exon. The record is from RefSeq and is marked reviewed. NCBI's taxonomy places the organism in Eukaryota, Metazoa, Arthropoda, Insecta, Diptera, Drosophilidae. The coding region runs from base 61 to 327 and encodes 88 amino acids.